AUGAAAUUCCUAGGCAUUGGUUUCUAUUUCUUCAUUCCCAUCUGCCUUGCUGCCCUUUGGAAUGCAGGAACUCCAGAUUCUUGCUCACAUCGAUGUGGAGAGCUACUCAGUACCUGUUCUUGCCAGGAGACAUGCCAAUCCCUGAGGACUUGCUGUCCCGAUUAUAAAGAAUUUUGCCUUCAUAUUUCUCCACACUCAGGAUCCUUGAUGGGAGGCAAAGACUUUGAGAUUGAAAAUACAGCUUUUAAUACCUCUUCUAGGCUGAAAUGCAGGUUCAAGCAGAAAAUUGAAACCAAUGGCUAUGUUGCUAAGGAUGGAAAAGGCCAUUGCAUCUCACCAUUGCUGUAUGAGACUGGUUUUGUCCCAUUUGAAGUUUCUGCAGAUGAUGGGCUGACAUUUCCAUACUCUGGAACGUGGUUAUCAGUACAUCACAGCAAAGUUUCAGAUGGAGAAAAAUCUGUGCUGGUAAAUGCAACAAAAUGGCAAUAUUAUGGCACCGCCAACACUGAAGGAAACAUAUCCCUCACCUGGAAACACCAGGUGCUUCCAGCAACCCAUAUCAAUAUAGAAGUCUGGGGAUAUGAGGAAAUAGGUGAGGCCUACUCAGACAGCUGGCUAGCCAUAUGGAAAUAUCUCUAUACUUUGGCAAGAGAAGCACCAAAUACUGGGACAUUUUCCUUCACACCUGUACCUGCUAAAGGAAAUUACAGUACUGUGGACUUCGGAAUUUUGAGAAUUACACCCAGCAACUAUUCUGAUGGGCAGAGCAAUGUUCCAUCAGUCUGGAGCUCAGAGCAUGCGCUGGCCUGGCAUCUUGGGGAAGACUUUAGAAGUGACCCAAGUGCAUGGGCAACUGCUAAAUGCCUAGAAUGGGACAGAAAGGAGGAGAAGCUUCCAAACUUCCUUGAAGAAAUUAUAGAUUGCCCUUGCACCUUGGCACAGGCAAGGGCAGACACUGGCAGGUUCCAUACUGAUUAUGGCUGUGACAUUGAAAAGGGGAGUGUGUGUACUUACCACCCUGGGGCUGUGCAUUGUGUGAGGGCCAUUCAAGCCAGUCCCCAGUACGCUGCAGGGCAGCAGUGUUGCUAUGAUGCUACAGGGACCCAAAUCCUCACGCAAGACUCCACAGGAGGCAGCACACCUGACCGAGGACAUGACUGGGGCUCACCACCUUUCAUGAAACCUCCCCGAAUACCUGGAUUUUCCCACUGGCUUUAUGAUGUCAUCAGCUUCUAUUACUGCUGCCUAUGGUCUGAUAAUUGUCAGUUCUACAUGAAACAUCGGCCCUCCAGUGACUGUAGGAAGUACCGCCCACCUCGAGCUGCAUCUGCUUUUGGUGACCCACACUUUAUCACAUUUGAUGGUCUGAACUUCACCUUUAAAGGCCAUGGGGAAUACACAUUUGUACAGUCUGAUCUGACAUUCCUAAGAGUGCAAGGAAGGACCCAGCAGGCACACUUUCCCAAUGGAUCAGAAGCUCAGGUGACAGGCUUGUCUGCAGUGGCUAUGCAGGAGAACAAUUCUGAUGUGAUUGAGGUACGCUACUCAGAGGAUUUGAAUAUGGAGGUCCUGUUGAACCAAAUGGUGGUCAAUUUCUCCGAGCAAAGUUGGAUGGACUUAAAAGGUCUUUUUCUUCAUUCUGCAGUUGAUCAAACCAUCACAGUGAUGUUUUCUUCUGGGGCUGGAGUGGAAAUAAGAGGAAGUGGAGGAUUUCUAACACUGACAGUUCUGCUCCCAGAAAAAUUUAUGAAUCACACACAGGGUCUCUUUGGGGUAAUGAAUGGUAAUACAGAGGAUGAAUAUACCUUCAAGAACAAAACAACCAUAUCUGUUCAUGCUAAUCCUCAGCAGUUGUUUGAGUUUGGAGCUGACUGGGCUGUUGAAAAUGGAACUUCCCUUUUUACUUAUGACACAGAGUUCUUAUUGAACAAUUUCUUUUUUGGGGAAAAGCACAACUCCUCUUUUCUGCCAGUGUUCUUUCCUUAUGAAGACCCUGCUGAUCCCUUGAUGAAAGACAUGGUUUUGCUCUGUGACUCUGAUCCAUUCUGCAGAUUCGACGUCCUGACAACCAGAAGUCUUCAAGUAGGAAAUUCAACAAAACUGUCUCAUCAGAAUCACAAGUGGCUAGUAGAAAAUCUUAAGUCAGUGGUCUCUUGUGGCUGGUUGGAUCAUCCAGCCAAUGGAAGAAAGGAAGGAACAAACUAUCUGUCAGGCUCAGCCGUCCAUUUCACCUGCAAUCAGGGCUAUGAGCUCACUGGGUCAAAGGAAAGAAUCUGUCAAGCAACAGGGGCCUGGUCCGGGGAAACACCCAGCUGCAUCCUGAGAACAGAUGCUACGCAAGUAAUUCUGCUUGGCUGUGUAUUUGGAGCUGUUGGUCUUGCAGUCCUGGCACGUCUGGUUUUCCUGUGUAGAAAAGAGAGGUAA
Molecule: messenger RNA, 2424 nt
Organism: Tinamus guttatus (white-throated tinamou)
Lineage: Eukaryota; Metazoa; Chordata; Aves; Tinamiformes; Tinamidae
Source: RefSeq, a predicted model, not a curated record